CGCCACAAUGCGUCUACCACUGGUCAUCGCUCUUCUCGCGCUCAUGACUGUCACGUUGGGUCACAUGACUGAAGUCGAUCUCAAGAGAGCUCAUCAACUUGGAAAAAGCAGGCACAUGCAAGUCGAUGAGGAUGCUUCUCCGAUGGAAUUCCUCCAUUCCGUCGCCACCCGAAUGCAAAAGAUUCGUGUGCCACUGCGCGAGAAAAUUUGCCAAUGGUCCAAGGAGAGUGAAGUCGGCCAGAAGUUCCGAGCAGCUCGAAAAGCCAUGAGAGAAGCAAUAAUGACU
Messenger RNA from Opisthorchis viverrini, 286 nucleotides. RefSeq lists its product as hypothetical. Lineage: Eukaryota; Metazoa; Platyhelminthes; Trematoda; Opisthorchiida; Opisthorchiidae. The record is from RefSeq and is a predicted model, not a curated record. The annotation marks the transcript as partial. The transcript has 3 exons.